This is a messenger RNA of Vombatus ursinus (common wombat), 3443 nucleotides long. RefSeq names its product ring finger protein 185 (gene RNF185). The transcript has 7 exons. The record is from RefSeq and is a predicted model, not a curated record. Gene Ontology annotation, molecular function: metal ion binding; ubiquitin protein ligase activity; ubiquitin-like protein conjugating enzyme binding. Lineage: Eukaryota; Metazoa; Chordata; Mammalia; Diprotodontia; Vombatidae. Bases 519 to 1100 code for a protein of 193 amino acids. Gene Ontology annotation, biological process: ubiquitin-dependent protein catabolic process. Gene Ontology annotation, cellular component: endoplasmic reticulum.
CACAACCCCACCGUGUCAGCGUAGCCCCAGAGCCUGCCGCUUGUUGUCAGGGGAAAACUUGGAGCUUUGGAGAAUAGAUGGACCUUAGAAGUUCAGAGGUUUAUGGGAAAGAGCUGGGAGUGACCUGGGGAGUCUGCGUCAUCUCCGUCAUUUUGCGUAAGAGGAAACUAAGAGAGUUUCCUGCUAUAACUGAUGAAACUGUCUCCACUGAGGCCUUCCUGGUGGGACGAAAUCUUCACUGAUUUUGGGUCCUGGCCCCCUGAGGCAGGCAGUCUGGUGGAGCCUCAGGACCCUUCUCAGUCGUGUGUUUAAAUGCAUAAAAGAACAUACAUCGGAUGACAGAGGAAGCCUGGAGUCAAAUGCGGUUAUGAAAAGAGAGAUUUUUUUAGAAGUUCCCAGGCUUUAACCAGGGUUAAGAAGCCCUGGAAGAGGAGCCAGGAGUCAGAGCGGCCCCGGGUGGUGCCAAGGAGCUCAGCUGGAAGGUUGCCUUGGCCUUGGCUCUCUGUGGACGGCUGAAAAUGGCCAGCAAAGGGCCCACGACCUCGACGUCCCCUGAGAACUCCAGCGCGGGGGGCACAAGUGGCAGCAGCAGCAACGGCCCCGGCGAGAACGGCAGUCAGGACAGCACCUUCGAGUGCAACAUCUGCUUGGACACGGCCAAAGACGCAGUCAUCAGCCUCUGUGGCCACCUCUUCUGUUGGCCAUGUUUACAUCAGUGGUUGGAGACCAGGCCAAACAGACAAGUGUGUCCGGUGUGCAAAGCCGGGAUCAGCCGAGACAAAGUGAUCCCUCUGUACGGAAGGGGCAGCACGGGGCAGCAGGAUCCCAGAGAGAAGACACCUCCCCGGCCUCAAGGACAGAGACCAGAGCCCGAAAACAGAGGGGGAUUUCAAGGCUUUGGCUUUGGAGAUGGCGGCUUCCAGAUGUCUUUUGGGAUUGGAGCCUUUCCUUUUGGGAUCUUUGCCACGGCGUUUAACAUAAAUGAUGGGCGGCCUCCUCCAGCUGUUCCCGGGACUCCCCAGUAUGUGGAUGAGCAGUUCCUGUCGCGGCUUUUCCUGUUUGUGGCCCUGGUGAUCAUGUUUUGGCUUUUGAUCGCGUAACCAUUUGUCUGUGGCCUGGGUAGUGGGCGGCAGCAGGGCCUCUGACCUGGUUAGCACCCCUCCCCCACCCCCCCUUUGCACCCCUCACUGCCUGGCUCCUGAGCUCACCCCGGGGCCCAGGAAUCAACGGGGUCAGAGACACAGGGAGGACCCUGGCUUCCGGGAGCAGAGCUUUGGCAUGAAAUGAACUAGAUUUUGGCUGACGAGUCCCAUGUCGGUGUGGUCGCACUCUCGCCUCGGGCCCUGCCUGAGCAGCAUAACCACUUAGAGCCCCGAGCCUGCCAGCUCAGAGGGGACUGACCUGAGGUGGGGAGGCCCUGGGAGAGAGGAGCCCCUGUGCUGUCAUCUGCACACAUCGCAAAAGUAAAAGGAAGGACCAAACGGUGUUCUUUGGAACUCUGGACCUCAUCUCCUUAGACUCUGCAGAACACUAUGUCCAACAGCAGUCUGUUCCUGACUGCGGGUGUGGACCACCUAUGCACACAAGAGCCCGAGGCCAGGGCCCGGGGCUUGCCUUCUGCGCCCAGCCUCCCAGCCCGGUCUUCCUCCCUGCUGUUCCUUAUGCUUCCUCAGAUGAGCCCCGGGGCCGGCAGCAGCGCUGUCUGAAUCAGCACACACUGUCUCUGGUAGCUUGGCGCAUUUGAGCGGCUUCCUACUGGGCUCAGGCCUCGGAGAGGCCUUGGCCGCCACCUUCCUUGGUAGAGCUGGCUGGCUCUGCUUGUGGGCUUCCCAUCCCCUUCCCGGGAAUUGUAGCCAGGCUGGCCUCUCUCUACCAAGAGGGGUAAUGGCAAGGGCUUCCUCAGGCCCCAAAGACAAAACUAAACAUCAGGGGAAAUUUGAGCCACUAAUAUUCUUUCCAAGGCUUAGUUUAAGCUUCAGUUAUUUGCAUCUCUCCCAGAAGAAUAAAACAGGCGUUCCCAAAGCAGCCCGCCUGGGGCCCUCUGGCCCUACAGGGUAGCGACUCAGCGCCAGCCCUGGCUGGACUCAUCCUGCAGACAGCCCAGCAGGGACGCUGCAGGAGGUCGCUGUGGCUUACCAAGCGAUGAGCUCUGUGUCUGUCCCCUGGAACCUCUUGGGUAAAUGCUCUUGAAAGUGAGGCUUCCUGAUGGCUGCUGGGCUUGGGUGACCCCUGCUGCCUCCGGAAGGGAGAGAGGUGCCUUUGACUCAUUAAUGGGUUCCUUCCCUCCUCAUACCUCUUCAUUCAGAAUCUUGGGAAGAAAGGUGCCUCGGUAUAAUCAUUUUUAAAAAUGCUUUUUCUUUGAAUCUGAUCAAUAAGAAGGUAGGGCGCCGAACGGCUUAUGAUGUACCAUCUUGUCAAAUUAUCUGUCCAUCUGUGUCUGUGUCUCCACCUGCCAAAUGUCUUUGGGUGCAAAAGGAUCCCCGACGUUGCUAUGGAGGAAACCCAGCCCUGAGAUUUCUCUGGGGAGUCUCUUCCCUCUGGCCCUCCUCAUUCUUGAGAUAGAAGGUCCUAGAAGGAAUUCAGCCCCUCCCUGCUUUUGGGAUGGGGCAGACCCAAGCAUUAGGUCCAAAGAUACCAGGAAAAGGGAAUGAAUAUGUCCCCUGCAACCUUUCUCCUCCCCCUCUCCAUCUUCGGACUUACCAAAGCCUGAACCCAGUGUUGAAAUGUUCAGAACCAAGUAUUCUGUAGGUGUUGCCUUGGCCAAGUCUACAUUAGAGAGGAUCGUGGAGACUGGUGCUUGGUUGGUGCCUGUGUGUGUGAUCAAGAAGCUUGUCCCCCUGGGGCCCCCCAACCUCGGAUGAGCCUUCUUCAAUUAGCCCUCCAGAAUCCCCUGGCCUGGGGAGCUUUUGGAGCUUAAAGCCCAAGGUUGGGGAGUUUCAGGAGUGGUUACUGGCCAGGUGGUGGUCCAGGGCCCCGUCCUUCCUGUGAGAGAGAGGCGGGAGGAGGGCAGUUUGUUUACGAAAGAGGGACGGAUCCCUUGGAAUCUACGGCAGUGAUGGAAAAAGGUUAUCCGAAUGGAGCCCGGCUCUCAUUGUCUUUGAGCUGUGGUAAGCUUCACCUGCCUUUGCCAGGAGUGGGGCACAGAGGCGGCAGCAGCACCCCCAGAUUUGGGACUGCUGGCCCAGCCCCGGGGCGCCGUCCCCUCCACCUGGCCAUUCAGUGACCUUCUGCUUCUUUUCCAAGUUAAUGCAUUUUUUCUUCCUUUGGGAGCUGUUCGCCCUUUCUCUCCUUUUUAUUCCAUUGUAUUAGUUAGGACUGUGCUCUGGCCACAGUUAGACCAUCAAUGACACUAUGUACCUUGAGAUACAUUUGCCAGUUACUAAUUUUCACUGUUGUGAAAGUGAUUUGAUUUAGAAGAAAAAUAAAAAUGGUUUUACAUUGAA